Macrobrachium nipponense is the source of this 3010-nucleotide messenger RNA. RefSeq names its product crossover junction endonuclease MUS81-like. Lineage: Eukaryota; Metazoa; Arthropoda; Malacostraca; Decapoda; Palaemonidae. Gene Ontology annotation, cellular component: nucleus; Holliday junction resolvase complex. The transcript is spliced from 17 exons. Gene Ontology annotation, biological process: double-strand break repair via break-induced replication; mitotic intra-S DNA damage checkpoint signaling; resolution of meiotic recombination intermediates. The record is from RefSeq and is a predicted model, not a curated record. Gene Ontology annotation, molecular function: DNA binding; crossover junction DNA endonuclease activity; 3'-flap endonuclease activity.
ACUACUACUGCUACUACAGGACGAUCGCCUGAUUCGCCUCAAGUGUUGGCGCGCCGCUUAGAAAUACGAUCCCUCAAAAUACUUGUUGGCUUCUCUAAGAGAAAUUCAUUAUGAAUUCAACUGGAGGGAAAUCUGCACCAAGAAAAAAGUACUGUCGCAAGAAGAGAGUUGUGAAACAUGCAAAUCCACUUUUUGAUGCAUGGCUAUUAGAAUGGGAGCAAGAGGCAGCAAAGUGUGGAUCUAACAUGAGGUUUAAUUACAGAAGAGCAAGAAAUUCCUUGAAGUUGUAUCCAUUGCCAGUCUAUCGAGGGAACGAUUGUAAAGUUCUUGCCCACUUUGGUGAUAAAAUAUGUCAGAUGCUAGAUCAAAAACUAGAGAAGCACAUUGAUGAGAAUGGACCCAUUGUUUGGGAGGAAAUUCAUAAGGUAAUGGGGUCUCCAGUUUGUAAGAAAAAGCCAAGAAAAAAGACAGUGAGGAAAAAUCAACCCCCUGCAGAGAAGUCUACUGAAAGCUUGAGUGAUAUUACCUCAGAUCCAGAUCAGGUGUCAACUACUGGGAGAGGUAAAAAUCGACCAUAUGUACCUUCGUUUAGAUCUGGGGCUUACGCACUUCUUAUUGCUUUGUACAAUAAUACAAAGGAAUCUGAUGAUGGGUUCAUGAAGAAGACAGAACUAAUGAAAGCUGCCCAGCCUUUAUGCAAUGCAUCCUUUACUCAUGCCCCGGAUGGCUCACAUUAUACGGGUUGGUCUUCCAUGGGUACCUUGAUAAAGAAAAAUCUAGUUGUUCGAGAAGGGAAUCCAGCUAGGUACAGUUUAACACAUGACGGCAAGGCUUUAGCAGUGAGAUUGAUAGCUGGUGGAGAUGCUGACAGUUAUGCUACCUCCAAUAUACUUGCUAGUACAGCUGACAGUGGCAUUGAUGUUGUAACAUUGUCUUCUAGAAGCUGUAGUCCUCUCAGUUUGUCUAGUUCACCUGUCAAGAAUAGGAAGUUCUUCAACAGCAACACAAAAUCAGAAUUGUCGUUUGGAGAGAAAGUGUCUUUAUUGUCAAGUAUACCUGAAUCUGAAAUUAUGGUAUAUAAUGAUGUCAAAGGAAAAUGCAAUCAGAGAAAAAGGAAAAAUAAUUCUAAUGAUACUGGGAACAAAGUUGAGACAUCAGUAAAAAAAAGUUGUGACCCUUUGAUAUUCAGUUAUGUGACAAGUUUAGAGCUGGAAACACCACUUAAAGAUAAAGCAGUUGUUAGCGUAGAGGAUGACGGAUUUUUGGGUUUCCUUAUUAAGUGCCGAUUAUCAGACCUCCUCAACUCCAGUUUGUCGUACCGCAUUGAUAGUGACAGAAUUGCACCUCUCGGCUUCACUUAUGCUUACCUGUCAAAUGAAUGUGCACCAAAUCAGAGCCCAGGCUUACUUUCUCCAAGGCAGAAACCACCGUUAAAAUCAAGAAUACCAGGCCCUACAGAUAUGGAAUCUGGUAACCAGGAUAAGCGAUUAUCUUCAAAAGCCAAAAAAACAUCCAGAAGUGGUAUGCCAAGCAAGCCAGCUGUCAGCUUAUUAGAAGAUAUAGUUCCAAGGCAAGAUUUAAAGAGCAGUAUCACAUCUGUACCACUAGUCAACAGAUUUUGUGAAGAGAUUCCAGUAUCAUCAAAACCCCUGUUCUCAUUCACUCCUGGAAUGUAUGAAAUAAUCCUCUGUGUUGACAGUGCAGAGAGUACUGGAGGAUUUCAGGGAAUGGCCAAGUUCAAUAUCAAAGAAAUAUUCAUCAGCGAAUUGAAAAAACACAGAGUGCAGUAUGACAUUCGAAAACUUCAUGUUGGGGAUUUUUUGUGGAUUGCUCGUGAGCGUUCUAGUUUUCAGAGCCAGCUGUAGUUGAUGCCAAAGGAGUUGGUCCUGCCUUACAUAGUGGAACGCAAGAGAAUGGAUGAUCUAGCAAAAAGUAUAAAAGAUGGAAGAUUCAAGGAGCAGAAGUUUCGUCUAAAGCAAUCUGGAUUGUCAAACCCCAUAUACUUGGUGGAAGAAUAUGGAUCACAAAAUCUAAGCCUCCCUGAAUCUACCUGCUUGCAAGCAAUUACCAACACGCAAGUGGUAGAUGGUUUUACGGUGAAAAUUACAAAGGAUCAAAUUGAGAGUGCAGCUUUUCUGACGAUUAUGACUCGCUGCUUGCAAAGUAGAUACCAGUGGACGGACGGGCAGAAAGAAUUGGAUUCACCUGGGCAGUUGUACCUGGUUCUCCCGCGAGUGGAGGGAGAUGACGUCAUCACCACCAGUGUUGGCGACGCCUACGCGCUAAAUUUGAAUUUAGUCUCCUGCCGCUCGUGGAAAUCACGGCUGUAUAAUUGUUCGGGAAAAAAUUUGAAGAGUGUACGGUUAGAAGAGUUACAAAACAGAGAAAAGUUCUCAAGUGGUGAGAUUGUUGAGACAGCAUUAGUACCUUUUAAAGAUUUCAAUGUGGCAUCAAUGAAGAAUCACCAAUUAUCAGUGAAAGAGAUGUUUGUUAAACAUUUACUGCAGCUUUAUGGACUAAGUGUGGAUAAAGCUAAAGCACUUGUAGAUAAGUAUGAAACCCCUGCUGCCUUAAUGUCAGCAUAUGAAAGUCUUGUAAAUCCUGUGGAAAGUGAAAACAUGCUGACCUCAGUAAAAUGUGGGAAAGCAGGAAGAAAUUUUGGUCCAGCUCUGAGUAUGCAUGUAGCUAAGUUGUAUACUAAUCUGAUGCUUCAGUAGUCGUCAGUAACUUACAUAUUUUAGCAUAUUUUGGCUGCUAAAAAACAAAGUACUUGUGUGUUUGUGUUAUCUCUACAAACACUAUGAAUAUUUUAUUAAUAUCUAAAAUGAGGACACCUAUAAUCUAAGGUAUUUUUAUUUAGGAUAUGUUAUUAAUAUCUAAAAUGAAGACACCUAUAACCUAGGGUAUUUUUAUUUAGAAUAUCUUGGUGCAAAUUUUACAUAAUCUCUUAUAAUACACAAGCAUGAAGUGAAAUGACAUUGUAUUAUGCUAAAUUAAAGUAUUUAAAAUU